Molecule: messenger RNA, 1788 nt
Organism: Scophthalmus maximus (turbot)
Lineage: Eukaryota; Metazoa; Chordata; Actinopteri; Pleuronectiformes; Scophthalmidae
Gene: pus3
Product: pseudouridylate synthase 3
Exons: 7
Coding region: 153-1589 (478 amino acids)
Biological process (GO): mRNA pseudouridine synthesis; tRNA pseudouridine synthesis
Cellular component (GO): cytoplasm; nucleus
Molecular function (GO): pseudouridine synthase activity; RNA binding
Source: RefSeq, a predicted model, not a curated record
CUCCACAGGAAGUGUGUCCGCUCUCAAAAUUGGUCCGACUCUGGCAAACCGCUAGCUAGCACGUUUAGGAGCAUGUGUGCGCCGAGAACCGAGAAAAGUGACCGAAGAGCAGAGGGUUCGUCGCCAGUUACCAGCACCCAACUGACAGCAGCAUGUCCGAGGCGGUAACCCAGCGGAUAAAGGAGCUGGAGGCAGAGCUGGAGAAGCUCAAGUCCCAGCUGGGGGAGCGUAGUGAAGCUGGAGAGGACGCGCAGGAGACCAACAGUCCAUCCGCCAAUGACGACACAGACGGCAAGCCUGCUGGGAACCGCGGAGGCAGCAGCAGCAGCAGCAGCAGCAAGAAGGGUAAGAAAGCCAACAAGGAGCGUCCCUUCGACUUCUCCGCCCACCCCCGGCGCCAUGCGGCUCUGCGGCUGGCGUACCUGGGCUGGGCCUACCAGGGCUUCGCGGUCCAGGAGAACACGGACAACACUGUGGAGGCCAGACUCUUCGAGGCUUUGCUGAAGACCCGGCUGAUCCAGGACCGACAGAGCUCCAACUAUCACCGGUGCGGUCGCACCGAUAAAGGAGUCAGCGCCUUCUCCCAGGUGAUUUCUAUCGAUUUGCGGUCCACACAGUUCAGCGGAGGACCGGGUGUCACGCUCCCUGAAAAUGUUGAUGUCGGCAUCAAGAAUAAAGCUGCCGUCUCCGAGGUUCCAUACGUGAAGAUGCUGAACAGAGUCCUACCCCAGGACAUCAGGAUCUUGGACUGGUCGCCAGUAGCAGAGGGUUUCAGUGCACGCUUUGACUGUCAGUCCCGCACAUACCGGUACUACUUCCCCCGAGGAGCUUUGGAUGUGGCCCUGAUGGCAGAUGCUGCAAAAAGAUACGAGGGCACGCACGACUUUCGCAACCUGUGCAAAAUGGAUGUGGGCAACGGGGUCCUGCAGUUUGAGAGGACCAUCUUGUCGGCAUCAGUCAAGCCUGUGCAGCCUCAGCACACCUGCAGCACAGAUCAAUAUGACCUCUUCGUAUUUGAGAUCAAAGGAUUAGCCUUCCUUUACCACCAGGUCCGAUGCAUGAUGGCACUUCUUCUCCUGAUAGGGCAGAAACUGGAAGCCCCAGAAAUAAUAAAUAAACUCCUGGAUGUUCAGAGUAACCCCAGAAAGCCCCAGUACAGCAUGGCGGUAGACUACCCUCUGGUGCUGUACGACUGCCACUUUGAAGGUCUGAACUGGAAACAGGAGACUGAAGAGGUGAACCACGUCCUGUCUGCACUGCAGCAGCACUGGACCCAGAGUACAGUCAAGACCCACGUCCUCCAUGGGAUGAUCAAGGGUUUGGAAGCCGCAGGUGGAGUGUCCUUUAACCAUUGUUGGUUAGUGGAAGGCAGCAGGCAGAGAAACUACCGACCAUUGCUGGAGCGUCCGUGCUGCGAGAGCCUGGAGUCCAGGAUCGACCAUUUUGUGAAAAGAGGCCGACUGGAGCGGGAGGAAGGAGAGGAUGGAGGUGAAAUGGUCCACAGAGGAAAAAGGUCCAAACAUUCCCACAAUUCCCCCAGUCUGCCUGUGCCAUCAAAGCAAAGUGAACAUCAGAAAGCAGACAUUUAAUAUUUUUCCUUUGGAUAAUGGACUUGGCCAACACUAUUUUUUUAAAUUAAUUUUAGUGCGAGGGAGAAAUAACCUGUAUUUACAAUCCACUCCAGGACACAACAUAGUGGAUUGUCAUCUGUAUUUCAUUGAAACAGUGUUUCCAAUUUUUAUUUUCCAUUUUCAUGCAAAUAUUUAUUUUGCUUCGAAAUAAAUACGU